Messenger RNA from Pan troglodytes (chimpanzee), 2536 nucleotides. RefSeq names its product PAT1 homolog 2 (gene PATL2). Lineage: Eukaryota; Metazoa; Chordata; Mammalia; Primates; Hominidae. Bases 1251 to 2315 code for a protein of 354 amino acids. Gene Ontology annotation, cellular component: P-body. The transcript has 18 exons. Gene Ontology annotation, biological process: deadenylation-dependent decapping of nuclear-transcribed mRNA; P-body assembly. Gene Ontology annotation, molecular function: RNA binding. The record is from RefSeq and is a predicted model, not a curated record.
GAUGUUUAAGAAGGCAUGCACUAGAUUGGGUGAGUUUGCUGUCUGUACAUCGGCGCCCUCCGAUCUGGGGUGCGCGCCCCAGCUUGGGACACCGGGCGCUCAUUCUAGGACUUCAGGCUGGAGGCACAUUAAGGCUGCCCCCUCGCUUUGCAGACUGGCCCCAGAGAUGCUAAGUGACUUGCUAAUGGUGCCCCAGCCAGUUAACUGCUCGGACCUGCAUUUUUCAUUCGAGAAAACGGAAACCCAGAAGAUUAAGAUCUUUGAAUGCUACCUAGCAGAAGGAGAACUUCUGUUUAUAACUACAGCUUGGGAAUUCCCUGCAGGGUUUCUCGAUUCUCUGGGAAAAAGUGUUUGGAAAGUUCUGUGCCAAGAAGUUCCUCCCUAUGUCCUUGCUGUUUAGGCUUUUGAUAAUCCUUAUUGUGGAGGCCAUGCCUAAACUAAGAAAAUGCAAUACUCUCCAUGGACCUAAUGAAAUGAGAUAAUGCACAAGAGAGAGCCUCCCACAAUGCCUGGUACAUAGUUUACCUUCCAGAGGCUGGCAAUGCUGUUUCACUGGAGGACACAGCUAAGAAGGAAGUCCACCAGCCUGCCAAGAUGAAAUGCCUUGAAGGGCCAGGUAAGACCUGUGGCCCCUUGGCUUCUGAGGAGGAGCCGGUGUCUGCCUGCCAAUUGGAAAAAGAAGAAGAGAAUGAAGGGGAGGAGGAGGAAGAGCAAGAGGAGGAGGACGAGGAGGAUCUGGACCCAGAUCUGGACCCAGACCUAGAGGAGGAAGAGAAUGAUCUUGGGGAUCCAGCUGUACUUGGUGCUGUCCACAACACCCAGAGAGCUCUGCUUAGCUCCCCUGGAGUCAAGGCCCCUGGUGUGCUGGGAAUGUCACUUGCCUCCUUGCAUUUUCUGUGGCAGACCUUGGACUACCUGUCGCCCAUCCCUUUCUGGCCUACAUUUCCCAGCACCAGCUCUCCAGCACAGCACUUUGGACCUCGGCUGCCCUCACCAGACCCAACUCUCUUCUGCAGCCUGCUGACCUCGUGGCCCCCUAGGUUCAGUCAUCUGACCCAGCUCCACCCUCGGCACCAACGAAUCUUGCAGCAGCAGCAGCAUAGUCAAACACCAAGAGAGCCCCACUUCCUGCUCACCGCACUCCUUAGGAAGUGCCAGUGGUGGGUAAGUCUAAAGGGUUGUUCCUCCUGGCUUAAAGUCCCCCAGCCAAGAAGCCUUGGUCUCAGCAGCCAGACCCCUAUGCUAACCUCAUGACCAGAAAAGAGAAGGACUGGGUGAUAAAAGUGCAGAUGGUGCAGCUGCAGAGUGCAAAACCCCGCCUGGAUGACUACUAUUACCAGGAAUAUUACCAGAAGCUAGAGAAGAAGCAGGCAGACGAAGAGCUACUUGGACGAAGAAACCGGGUUGAGUCCCUCAAGCUGGUAACGCCUUACAUUCCGAAGGCAGAGGCUUAUGAGUCUGUGGUCCGAAUCGAGGGUUCCCUGGGCCAGGUAGCUGUGUCGACAUGCUUCAGCCCUCGCCGAGCUAUUGAUGCAGUACCCCAUGGAACUCAAGAGCAGGAUAUAGAAGCCGCAAGCAGUCAGAGGCUUCGGGUAUUAUACCGGAUUGAGAAGAUGUUCCUUCAGUUACUAGAAAUAGAGGAAGGCUGGAAGUAUAGGCCUCCACAGCCCUGCUUUUCUGAGCAGCAAAGCAACCAGGUUGAGAAGCUCUUCCAGACCUUAAAGACCCAGGAGCAGAACAACCUGGAAGAGGCAGCAGAUGGCUUCCUGCAGGUGCUCUCUGUGAGGAAGGGGAAGGCCCUGGUGGCCCGGCUGCUCCCCUUCCUGCCCCAGGAUCAGGCUGUUACCAUUCUUUUGGCUAUCACCCACCAUCUGCCCCUCCUGGUCCGGAGGGAUGUGGCUGAUCAGGCCCUACAAAUGUUAUUCAAACCUCUGGGCAAAUGUAUUAGUCACUUGACCCUCCACGAACUCCUCCAAGGACUUCAGGGAUUAACGCUGUUGCCACCUGGCUCCUCAGAGCGGCCAGUCACCGUGGUGCUUCAGAAUCAGUUUGGAAUAUCUUUGCUCUAUGCCCUGCUGAGCCAUGGGGAGCAACUGGUAUCGCUGCAUUCUUCCCUAGAGGAACCCAACAGUGACCAUACAGCUUGGACAGACAUGGUGGUUCUGAUUGCCUGGGAGAUAGCCCAAAUGCCUACAGCCUCUCUGGCAGAACCCCUAGCUUUCCCCAGCAACCUACUUCCCCUGUUCUGUCACCACGUGGACAAGCAAUUGGUUCAGCAGCUGGAGGCCAGGAUGGAGUUUGCCUGGAUUUACUGAUCUGUUUGUUCUGGAAUACGUGUAUGUGGGAAGUUGAAUCAUCAGACACUAGCUACAUAGAGUAUGUUUACAGGGAUCCAGAGAGUCUGAAGACAUUUCUUAUGCCUUUAUAUAUUGGAGAACCCUUCCCCAUUUUCAUAUCCUUUCUUCAAAAAUCUAAAUGAUGUGCCUAAAAAUAAGACACGGCAUAAUAAGGUAUAAUUAAAGAGAUAAUAGAAUGA